CAGCUGACUUGGGGUAUCUGAGCUGAAGACAGAGGAAAGUGGGGAAGAUCUCACAGCUCCCUGGGCCACCAUGUGCUUUGGCAAAUGCGCGCGGUGCAUAGGGCUGUCCCUGGCCGGGCUGGCCGUCCUCUGCAUCGUGGCUAACAUUUUGCUUUACUUUCCUAAUGGGGAGACAAGGUUUGCUUCUGAAAACCACCUCAGCCAGUUCGUGUGGUUCUUUUCCGGCAUCAUAGGAGGGGGCUUGCUGAUGCUCCUGCCAGCGUUUGUGUUCAUUGGGCUGGAAGAGGAAGACUGCUGUGGCUGCUGUGGCCAUGAAAACUGUGGCAAGAGAUGCGCGAUGCUCUCUUCUAUACUGGUGGCUCUCAUCGGACUCGCAGGAUCUGGCUACUGCGUCAUUGUGGCAGCCCUGGGCUUGGUGGAGGGACCACUAUGUCUGGAUUCCUCUGGAAUGUGGAACUACACCUUUGCCAGCACCGAGGGACAGUACCUUGUGAACACUUCCACCUGGUCGCAGUGCGUGGAGCCCAAGCACGUGGUGGAAUGGAACGUAUCCCUGUUUUCUAUUCUCUUGGCGCUCGGUGGAAUUGAAUUCAUCCUGUGCCUCAUUCAAGUUAUAAAUGGACUACUCGGGGGCACAUGUGGCUAUUGCGGCUCUCGCCGGCAGCGAUAUGACUGUUAAAAGAACCACCUCAAGACAGAAGCACAACUUUCCCUCUAUUUUGUUGUAAUUUAUAUGUUUUCCUUGUAUUGAUAUGUAAACCUUUGUACUAAUGUAUCAUAUUCCACAUAUUCUACUUUUAUAAAAAUGUAUGAAGACUGGCAUCUUCACGUGAUGUCAGUGUUUGAACUUAGCAAAUGAACUUUUUUAGGGAAUGAUUACCUCUCUGGGGGUAAUUUAUAGACUGAGCAACAGCCCUCAGCAUAUCUGAGAUAGACUCAGCGAUGCUUUGGAUAAAAAUAUCAUUCCAAUUACGAUUGUGUAUAUAUGCAUGUUUUUUUAAAUGACAAAUGUCCAGUUUCUUUUUUAAGACAAAGAAGGAGAAAAUACAACAACCUGAAAAGAUGUGUUUUUUCACUGUUUAUAUGGUGUUUCCCACUCAGAUGCCUACAAAUCCCCAGCCAGGGGCCUUUUGAACUACCCUGUGUUUUGAGAGAGGCAAAUAGGACUAACGGAGAAUGUUCCAAUCGAAACGAAUGAGUUAAAACAUACAAUGGCUGCCAUUUGCUUUGAGUACUAUCAGAUCUUAAAUUUUUCUAACAUACGGGGAGCUUUUUGUUCUUAAAAGACAAGCACUAUGGAUCCUGUGAUUGAAGAGAGAAAGGCCGGGAUACUUGGAUAAAGAUGAGAGACGGGAAACGGAAUAAAGCAGUUGAUCAACAUAAUGGGGGGAGGGUGGGAGAGCCACAAGGAACCCCCCCAUCUCACUUGUUUACAAUAAAAUAUU
Otolemur garnettii (small-eared galago) is the source of this 1445-nucleotide messenger RNA. It is a transcript of the gene TM4SF1, whose product is annotated as transmembrane 4 L six family member 1. Gene Ontology annotation, cellular component: membrane. The record is from RefSeq and is a predicted model, not a curated record. The transcript has 5 exons. Bases 71 to 679 code for a protein of 202 amino acids. NCBI's taxonomy places the organism in Eukaryota, Metazoa, Chordata, Mammalia, Primates, Galagidae.